GUGCGCUGACGACAGAGAGGACCAGAAAACGUACACAGCUCCUCUUGGACGCAUCGGAACCGUACCGUAGGCGAAUGUCCGCGAAACUCCACUUCAAUUAACGCAUUUCGGAAUUCGGCUGGCCCAUUGCUGAUGCUGCUUUGCAAAGUGUGUGUGUGUGUGAGUAUGUAAUAUGAUGAAAGUUCCUUAAAAACCGCACACAAAGCACAGAGAGCGGGUCAUUCGAGUCUCGAUCACAGGGGUGCAUCAAACCGAACCAAACCAGCUGCGAAUGCACCAGCGUUAAGGAAACUGCACAUUCAAACAGCACACUACGGGGUCAGUGUAAAGUAAAACAAGCGGCCUCGCUAGCAACGUAUAUUACACAUGCAACAGCGCACGCGAAAAAGCGAAAGCUUCUGGUGUGCAGGCCAUUGCGCGCUUGUUGACACGAAAAACUGCCUUUCCUGCCCGCCACUCUCGCGGUGAGGUCGUGCCCCACCGGUCAAGAAGGAAGUGAAUUAUACUGCCGCGAGUGAAAACCGUUGCAAAUUGCCAGAUUUUCAGAUACACGCGGAGAAGCUGGAGGGAAUUGCAUCCACCGCGUAGCGGCUGCAUAGAGAAAGUAACGUUUGCAGCAUCAUUAACAGCAGUGCCGGUGUGUUUGUGUCUGUGUUGAGUGUUUUCCUUGUUUUCCGUGGCCUACUAGCGGGCGGGUACACUGGGGUUGCAAAAAGAAAAAAAAGAAAACGUUUAAUGUCAUCCGCGUAGGGUUUGCCACACCACGAAAUAGCGCGCGCGGUUUGUGUCUUCUGGGAAGACAUUUUGCUCUGUAGUGGCUUAAAGCAGGCGGUGAAGAAAAUUUUCCACUUCCGUUGCUAGCUACCGUCCAAGAAGAACGAGCUAGGCGGAUUCGUUUCCAUUUCUCCGUGUCGGUGGCAAAGCUUAUCUGGCCAGUGAGAUUAGUAGGUACGCGUGUUGUGCGCAGUGCAGUUUUCCAUAAGUCGCUUGUGAAAGGUGCUCCAGAGAAACCACGCGAAAGGAUGCCGUUCAUUUCCAAGGAUUGGCGCUCGCCGGGAGACUCCUGGGUGAAGACGGACGAGGGCUGGGAGAAGCUGAAGGUGCUGGAGUGUGUCAAGCGGAAACGAUGCAUUUCGGAAUGCAGCAGCACCAGUGACACCGAGAACGACACUGAGAAUGGCGACAACGAAGUAGUACCGCCACACUGUCACAUCACGCUGAAGUGCACCCGGGAGAUUGCCGGCUUCAACGGGCUCGGGGAGGCGGUCCGGCGGCUCGAUUUCCGCAGCUCGGUACGGGACGGCCGUCGGUUUAACUACGUCUGUGCGCUGCUCCGGCUGCUCGUGUCCGGCAAGGGCAUCACCAGCCUUCCGGGCGGUGCCCAGCGGCUGCUGCUCCAGAUGCUGGAGGAGGUGGCGACGUACGUGAGCGACUCGCAGCAGAACAUUAACGUGCUGCGGGGGCUGGUGCAGCAGCUGCGCGCGCUGCUGAACCAGGAGAACCAAAAGUGCUGGGGCAAACCGCUCGGCAGCCAGAGCCUGUGGGCCGAGCACGUGCAAACCAUCCAGCGCAUACAGGAUAUAGCUAGUCAGAUUGAAAUUAAGGAGCCCGGUCCAAACAUUCGUCCAAAACUACACGACCUGCCCGAGGAGUGUGUGCGCGAGAUCAUACUCCGAAUCACCGACUACAAGGAUCUGGAAGCGUCGGCCUCCGCCUGGUCGCUGAUGGCCGCCCUCAUCUCCGAGCAGCGGGUGUGGCGCGAGCUGUCCCACUACCACUUCACCAAGCAGCAGAUCGAUGUGGUGCUGGAGAAGAUGUGUCUGCAGGAUACGAAGGAGCGGCACCGCAACUGGCAGGCGAUCUACCACGCCUUGCGCAAGAUGUACGGUGUGCGGGAGGAGCUUCAGUAUGCGGAAAUUCUAGCGUUCUGUCGGCUGUGUCGCUGCCUGUUCUGGCCUUCCGCGGGCCAUCCGUGCAUCGUCGACCAGUGUCCCGACUUUCGGCAGCGCGUCCAGGAGGCGGGCAACAGCAACAGCAACGAAACACAGCCCGUGCCGCCGGCAAAGUUUCUGCAAUACUUUUCGCUGUAAGCGAGUGAGGAGCAGAGCCUCUCUUAACCGAACCAGCAGAGCAAAUGCGUAGGAAAAGAGAAACCAUGCGCUGUUGUUGUACUUCCAUUGCUGGCAAUGAUCACGGGCGAUAGCAGAACGUUUGAAGAAUCUGGUGCGCGGACGCCAACAAAGGACACGAAAAGGAUCGAUACCGAACAGCCACAGCCACUCUAUCUUCACUCAACUACAUAUAUAUUUAUAUUUUUCUAAACUAAACAGAGAACCAACAAGACAAGCCGAGCAGUGUGCGUAAUUCUUGUGUUCAAACGUGGCGACAUCCCCAUGGAGAGAGAGAGAGAGAGUGAGACGUUAGUGAUACAUGACUACAUCUUGUCAAAUCCCGGUUAACCACACACGAAAAAGAACUGACAGAGGGGUUUUAAAGCGCCAAACACAACCGACCCACAGGAGCCGGCACUGUUAUAGGGAGAAGAAAAGCUUAGAAACGAUCGAAAACAAGAAAACACAACUUUAUAUAUAUUCAUAAAAGAGUAACCCAACACAGAGACACAUAUUUUGGGAAGAUAAGGCGCCGGCGUGUAAGUUUUACCGUUUAAAAAGAACUAUUUUCAAAAGAGCCAGCAAAUCCAUAUUUAAUCCGUUGCAUGUGGACAGGAAUGUGCUACAAACUAUUUACCUAAUGUACCGGCAUGUGUUGUAAUAAUCAGCGGCGACCGUGUGGUUUACCAAAAUCCCACACACACACACACACGACAUCGGACAAUACGGUUCGUACAGGAAAUUCUUGAGCCCGUUUUUUUUUUCAAACAACCAUUCACUUUCUUACCGAUAGUAAUGGUGUUGUAGCAUACGUAAUAUAGGAAUAUGAAUUUUGUAUAGCAAGUUACUCCUUUAACC
Molecule: messenger RNA, 2969 nt
Organism: Anopheles merus
Lineage: Eukaryota; Metazoa; Arthropoda; Insecta; Diptera; Culicidae
Product: F-box only protein 25-like
Exons: 6
Coding region: 1023-2090 (355 amino acids)
Biological process (GO): protein ubiquitination
Cellular component (GO): nucleus; cytoplasm; SCF ubiquitin ligase complex
Molecular function (GO): protein binding
Source: RefSeq, a predicted model, not a curated record